AUGCGGAGGCGAGAGCAAAAGAGGACACGGGGGCAAGUUCCAGCCAGCGCUCACCGGGUGUUCAGUGAAGCCCUGUGGCCGCCACAUAACUCCGGCCUCAGCCCAGCCCAGGGGAGGGAGGGGGAAGGCAAGGGAAGGACUACGACUGAGGAAAGUGGAAAGGAGGAGGACAGAAAUAAGAGACGUAAAGGAGGCUGUGGACAUGCGCAGGAGAAUGAAGCUUGUGGUGAACAGCGCACUCUGGGCAAACCAAGAACGGGACAAUCUAAGGACCUUUCGUUCAUCCCUCCCAGCCUCCCAGCCUCGCCCUCCACCUCGCGACCUUCUCCGGGAUCACCAAGACCAAGCCGCGAUUCACUUAAGGGAUUAGCAAGUGGUCGCUCUCCACCCUCGCUGCUCCGUCUCCUGCACGCCUUAGGACCUCCGCGACUUGGUAUCAAGACCCCUCACCAUCAUACAGCAACGCCUCCUCAUGACCCGGGACGCGCGGCAAGGCGACAGCUACCACAGGAUGCCCAAGUGAAGCCCAAGCCGCCCAGGAGCCCCCCAACACUCAUCCAGCCCCUCUCCCCAGCCCCAACACUCACAGCCCCUCUCCUCAGCUCGCAAGACCCACCCAGCCCCUCUCCCCAGUCCCUCUCCCCAGCUCGCCCAACACUCACUCAGCCCCUCUCCCCAGUCCUAACACUCACAGACCUCUCCCCAGCUCUCAAGAUUCACUCAGCCCCUCUCCCCAGUCCUAACACUCACAGCCCCUCUCCCCAGCUCGCCCAACACUCACCCAGCCCAUUUCCCCAGUCCCAACACUUACACUCCCUCUCCCCAGCUCCCAAGACUCACCCAGCCCCUCUCCCCAGCCCCCAACACACUGGUCUCCUCCUCGCUUCAGUAGACCACCGGUCCCUUCAACAGACCAGCGGCCUCCCCUCAGCGCAGACCACCCCGCCUCCCCACACUCGCCUCGUCCUCACCUCAGUCCUCUAA
Messenger RNA from Scylla paramamosain (green mud crab), 984 nucleotides. RefSeq lists its product as uncharacterized. The record is from RefSeq and is a predicted model, not a curated record. The coding region runs from base 1 to 984 and encodes 327 amino acids. The transcript is spliced from 6 exons. NCBI's taxonomy places the organism in Eukaryota, Metazoa, Arthropoda, Malacostraca, Decapoda, Portunidae.